This is a messenger RNA of Lycium ferocissimum, 1348 nucleotides long. RefSeq names its product peroxidase 12-like. Gene Ontology annotation, cellular component: plasmodesma; plant-type cell wall. Bases 115 to 1167 code for a protein of 350 amino acids. Gene Ontology annotation, biological process: hydrogen peroxide catabolic process; response to oxidative stress. The transcript has 3 exons. The record is from RefSeq and is a predicted model, not a curated record. Gene Ontology annotation, molecular function: heme binding; peroxidase activity. Lineage: Eukaryota; Viridiplantae; Streptophyta; Magnoliopsida; Solanales; Solanaceae.
CCUAUAUUAAAGUAAAUCCAAGUGGAUAACUUUAUAUGGCUAUAAAUUUCACCCUUGUUCUUGGUAUGUUUGUACCAAUUAACUAACCAAUAUAUCUAGAAAAAGACAGCAGCCAUGGUGUCUCCUAGUCUUGCAAGUUGUCUACUUGUUGUUUCUACUUCCUUGAUCUUCUUUGUCACUGAAGCACAGAGGCCUGCUAUAGUGAAUGGUCUUUCAUGGUCAUUUUAUCAGUCAAGUUGCCCUCAGCUUGAAUCCAUUAUUAGGAAGGGGCUUGAAAAACAGAUCAAAGAUGACGUUGGCCAAGCUGCUGGUUUACUUCGCCUUCAUUUCCACGAUUGCUUUGUUCAGGGAUGUGAUAGUUCAGUGUUGCUGGAUGGAUCAGCAGGAGGGCCAAGUGAGCAGACUGCAAAUCCUAAUUUGACACUAAGAAAGAAGUCAUUCAAGAUCAUUGAUGAUCUUAGGAAAAGGAUCCAAGCUGAAUGUGGCCAAGUUGUGUCUUGCUCUGAUAUUACUGCCAUUGCUGCCAGGGACUCCGUUGUCUUGACCGGUGGCCCCAACUAUGAUGUACCCUUAGGAAGAAAGGACGGACUAAACUUCGCAACAGAACAAGCAACCAUAGACAACCUCGUCGCACCCUUUGCCAACACCACAACCGUCCUUGAUCGCCUCGCAGCCAAAGGCCUUGACGCAACUGAUGCUGUCGCGUUGUCUGGGGCGCACACCAUCGGAAUCAGCCACUGCACUUCCUUCACUGACCGACUCUACCCGAACCAAGACUCCACAAUGGACAACACAUUUGCCAACAACCUCAAAGGCAGUUGCCCCACAGCUGACUCGAACAACACGGUCAACAUGGACAUUCGGAGCCCUAACGUGUUCGACAACAAGUACUACGUUGAUCUCAUGAAUAGGCAAGGGCUUUUUACUUCGGAUCAAGAUUUGUUCACAGAUAAGAGGACUAGGGAUAUUGUCACGAGCUUUGCUAAGGACCAGAAACUUUUCUUUGAUAAAUUUGUGAUUGGUAUGAUCAAGAUGGGACAGUUGAAUGUGUUGACCGGUGGACAAGGUGAGAUUAGGAAUAGGUGUGAUAGGAGGAACAAGGAUAAGAAGGUUGAUAUUGCUACUAUUGUUGAAGAGUUGGAGGAAACCUCGUCUGCUUUGUGCUAAGUUUAAUAAUCUUUUGUUCUUGUCUCUUUUUUUCUUGUUGCAAUAAUAAUGUCUUAGCUUAGCAUAAUAAUAUCCUUUUUGCUUUGUUGUGUAAUGUAAUUAAGGAGAUGUGUUUUGGAUCUCCUUAUUGUUCCUUCUAGAAAAGUUUUCUAUAGCUUCCAUGAUCAAAAUUGUGUUAGUA